Messenger RNA from Diaporthe citri, 537 nucleotides. RefSeq lists its product as uncharacterized. The transcript has 2 exons. The coding region runs from base 1 to 537 and encodes 178 amino acids. NCBI's taxonomy places the organism in Eukaryota, Fungi, Ascomycota, Sordariomycetes, Diaporthales, Diaporthaceae. The record is from RefSeq and is a predicted model, not a curated record.
AUGGCGUCAUUACUCCCUCUGCUCUACGACUUACUGCCUAUAAUCAUGCCCUCAGAGGUCCAAAUCUCCCAUGAAAAGGAUUUGACAGCCAUUCCUGAGCGGGCCGAGGGGCCUCCCUAUCACCAGACACAGCGAACCGACCGUCAGGUGGAUCUGGCGUCAUGGGAGAACAAGCGCCAGGCUGUACUAAGCACCUCUGAUGACCCAGCGGGCUUCCAAGUAGAGCCAGGCCAGGGAAGGUCUUACACCAUAGUCUAUGUCACUAGCGGUCACGGGGUCCUUCUCACUAGUCCUGCUGUGGACCCUGUCAGGGCCAUCAGAGCAGAUAUCAAGGGCGAGGCGCCUACCCGUGAAGAAGAGCAGCCUCGGCGUCACGAACUUUCGCCUGGCGAUUUCGCCUUUAUCCCCGCAUGGACAGAGCAUCAAGUUGUGAACGAAGCUGAUGAGGGUGAUAUCGUCUGGGUGUUGGUUCAGAGUGGAGGCGAGCGGGUGCAGGUCGAUUUGACGGGCUGGGGUGGAGAGACGGCUCAGCGAUAA